Molecule: messenger RNA, 1152 nt
Organism: Melanaphis sacchari
Lineage: Eukaryota; Metazoa; Arthropoda; Insecta; Hemiptera; Aphididae
Exons: 2
Coding region: 1-1152 (383 amino acids)
Source: RefSeq, a predicted model, not a curated record
AUGGAUGAUAUGUAUUUAGAUGUAUCGGCUGGGUAUGUUGACGAUUGUAGGAUAACUCAAAUUGAUUAUCAUUCUUUUCUACCUUAUUCAACAUCUGCCCUCUCUAAUAAUGACGAAGUACGUAUUGCCUUGCAUAACACAGAGUCGUAUACUCUACCAUGUGAAAGUUAUAUCUAUAUCGAGGGGACAAUAACCAAACCUGCUGAAAUAACAGAUGACAUUCGAUUUAUAAACAAUGGACUAGCAUUUCUUUUUUCCGAAAUGAAAUAUGAACUGAACGGGAUUCAAAUUCAAAAACUCGCUAACCCAGGUAUAACUACAACAUUGAAAGGAUACUGUUCGUAUAAUAAAUCGGACAUAGUGUCACGCUAUAACGCUGCCUGGGACGAUGAUAUUAAAAAUUUUAAUAAAGAUUUUAUUGAGAGCGGUAUGUUCAACGGGUGUAUUAAUCUUAAGGAUUUGUUUGGUUUUUGCGAGGACUAUAAACACGCACCUAAACUAAAAGACGUUAAGAUAAAUAUCACGAAAAUAUUGUGGAGAAUGCCCAUAGUCAAGGUCAGCGACAGAGAAAAAAUACAGCUGUUGAAAGUAGUAAACCGACAGAAAGCUUUAAAAUGUGCGUUUAGAUCGUGGGAGUUGUGCGAAUACCCAUUUCUCCCUCAAAACACAUCGCACUCGUGGAAAGUAAAAACAUCCAAUAAAUUGGAAAAACCACGAUAUGCUAUAAUCGGAUUUCAGACUGAUAGGAAAAACAGUAUGAGCAAAGCAAUGUCAUAUUUCGAUCAUUGUAAAAUCAAAAACUUGAAGGUUUAUUUGAAUUCCGAGGUAUUCCCUUACGAAGAUUUCCAAAGUGACUUUACUAAGAACAAGAUGGCUACAUUAUACCGCGCAUAUGCCGAGUUCCAGAAAUCCUACUACGGCCGUGAAAAUGUUACACCUCUAUUGACUCGAUCGGAUUUCAAAAAACUAUCACCGAUUAUAGUUGUGGAUAUGAGCAGACAGAACGAUAAUGUAAAAACUUCGACUGUUGAUCUCAGGAUUGAGAUCGAUACCGAAGAAGCGUUUCCAGCCUCCACCUCAGCAUAUUGCUUAAUAUUACAUGACCAGAUUAUAACUUAUAAUCCAUUUAAUGGUGAAGUAAGAACAAUGUAA